CGGCGGGCGCGGGCGGACCCGUCCGGUGCGAGGACGGCCGAGGCCCAGCUGCAGGAGGUACGCGCCCAGCUGGGCAGGCAUGCUGAGGCCGGGCGGCCGGCAGGAUGAGUGUGCGCGAGGCGGGCAGCGCGGGCCGCGGGCAGCAGGCGGCCUACCAGCUGCACAUCUUCCCUCGCCUGUCCGCCGCCGGGAGCCAGGCCUCGUGCCGCGUGACGGCCUCCAAGGACAGCACGGCGGCCGACGUGAUCCGCGAGGCCGUGGCCAGCCUGCGCCUGGACGCCAGCAAGCGCUACGCGCUGGUGGAGGUGAAGGAGUCGGGCGGCGAGGAGUGGGCGCUGGACGCCAGCGACUCGCCCGUGCACCGCGUGCUGCUGUGGCCGCGCCGGGCGCGGGAUGAGCACCCGCCGGCGGCCGGCUACUACUUCCUGCUGCAGGAGCGCGACGCCGACGGCAGCCUCAAGGACGUGCACGGGCAGCUGGCGGCGCAGGCGGCGGCCGCGCGGCGCCUGGUGGAGCGGGGCCUGCUGCCGCGGCCCGAGGCCGACGUGGACGACCUGUGCAACCUGCCCGAGCUCACCGAGGCGCACCUGCUGCAGAGCCUCAAGCGGCGCUUCCUGCAGCAGAAGAUCUACACGUACGCCGGCAGCAUCCUGGUGGCCAUCAACCCCUUCAAGUUCCUGCCCAUCUACAACCCCAAGUACGUCAAGAUGUACGAGAACCAGCAGCUGGGCAAGCUCGAGCCGCACGUGUUCGCGCUGGCCGACGUGGCCUACUACGCCAUGCUGCGCAAGCGCGUCAACCAGUGCAUCGUCAUCUCGGGCGAGAGCGGCUCCGGCAAGACGCAGAGCACCAACUUCCUGAUCCACUGCCUCACGGCGCUCAGCCAGAAGGGCCACGCCAGCGGGGUGGAGCGCACGAUCCUGGGAGCCGGGCCGGUGCUGGAGGCUUUCGGGAAUGCCAAGACUGCGCACAACAACAACUCCAGCCGCUUUGGGAAGUUUAUCCAAGUCAACUACCUGGAGAGUGGCAUCGUGCGAGGGGCUGUGGUCGAGAAGUACCUGCUGGAAAAAUCGCGUCUGGUCUCUCAGGAGAAAGAUGAGCGCAACUACCACGUCUUCUAUUACCUGUUACUCGGCGUCAACGAGGAGGAGCGUCAAGAAUUUCAGCUAAAGCAACCCGAAGAUUAUUUCUACCUCAACCAGCACAACUUGAAGAUCGAGGACAGGGAGGACUUGAAGCAUGACUUCGAGAGGCUGAAGCAGGCCAUGGAGAUGGUGGGCUUCCUGCCGGCCACCAGGAAGCAGAUCUUCUCCAUCCUGUCAGCCAUCCUGUACCUGGGCAAUGUCACCUACAAGAAGAGGGCCACAGGCCGCGACGAAGGCCUGGAAGUGGGGCCCCCAGAGGUCCUGGACACGCUGUCCCAGCUUCUGAAGGUGAAGCGAGAAAUCCUGGUGGAAGUUCUGACCAAGAGGAAAACGGUGACGGUCAAUGACAAACUCAUCCUUCCUUAUAGCCUCAGCGAGGCCAUCACUGCUCGCGACUCCAUGGCCAAGUCCCUGUACAGCGCCCUGUUCGACUGGAUCGUGCUGCGCAUCAACCACGCCCUGCUCAACAAGAGAGACAUGGAGGAGUCGGUCUCGUGCCUGUCCAUCGGCGUCCUGGACAUCUUUGGCUUUGAGGACUUCGAGAGGAACAGCUUUGAGCAGUUCUGCAUCAACUAUGCCAACGAGCAGCUUCAGUACUACUUCAACCAGCACAUCUUCAAACUGGAGCAGGAGGAGUACCAGGCAGAGGGCAUCACCUGGCACAACAUUGACUACACCGACAAUGUGGGCUGCAUCCACCUCAUCAGCAAGAAGCCCACGGGCCUCUUCUACCUGCUGGACGAGGAGAGCAACUUCCCCCACGCCACAAGCCAGACCCUGCUGGCCAAGUUCAAGCAGCAGCAUGAGGACAACAAGUACUUCCUGGGCACCCCGGUCAUGGAGCCCGCGUUUAUCAUCCAGCACUUUGCGGGCAGAGUCAAGUACCAGAUUAAGGACUUCCGGGAGAAGAACAUGGACUACAUGCGGCCGGAUAUCGUGGCCCUCCUGCGGGGCAGUGACAGCUCUUACGUGCGUGAGCUCAUUGGCAUGGACCCUGUGGCCGUGUUCCGCUGGGCCGUGCUGCGCGCCGCCAUCCGCGCCAUGGCCGUGAUGCGGGAGGCUGGGCGCCUGAGGGCCGAGAGGGCCGAGCAGACCGCAGCAGGCGUGGGCAGUCCCAGUGCCCGAAGUCAGCCGGGAGACCUGCCAAGAGGAGCUGGCACCCCGUCGGAAAAGCUGUACCGCUGCUCAGUACUAGAUUAUUCAGGUGACGGCUCUGACGAGUUCGAUAUUAACGCUUUUGAGGACAUCAUUGCUUUCUAUGAAAGCAAGAAUGACUUGCAUAACCAAAUCAUCCGGAGCAUCAAGGGGCUGCCCUGGCAGGGCGAGGACCCCCGUAGGCUCCUGCAGUCCCUCAGUCGGCUCCAGAGGCCCCGUGCCGCCUUCCUGAAGAGUAAAGGUAUCAAACAAAAGCAGAUCCUGCCCAAGAACCUCCUGGACUCCAAGUCCCUGAAGCUCGUCAUCAGCAUGACCCUGCAUGACCGCACCACCAAGUCGUUGCUGCACCUGCACAAGAAGAAGAAGCCGCCCAGCAUCAGCGCCCAGUUCCAGACGUCCCUCAACAAGCUGCUGGAGGCGCUAGGCCAGGCCGAGCCCUUCUUCAUCCGCUGCAUCCGCUCCAACGCCGAGAAGAAGGAGCUGAGCUUUGAUGAGGAGCUGGUGUUGCAGCAGCUGCGCUACACAGGCAUGCUGGAGACGGUGCGCAUCCGGAGGUCCGGCUACAGCGCCAAGUACACCUUCCAGGAUUUUACGGAGCAGUUCCAAGUCCUACUGCCCAAGGAUGCCCAGCCUUGCCGGGAGGUCAUCUCCGCCCUGCUGGAGAAAAUGGCUGUGGACAAGAGGAGCUACCAGAUCGGGAAGACCAAGAUCUUCCUGAAGGAGACUCAGCGCCAGGCCCUGCAGGAGACCCUGCACCGCGAGGUGGUACGCCGGAUCCUGUUCCUGCAGAGCUGGUUCCGCAUGGCGCUCGAGCGUCGCCACUUCCUGCAGCUUCGGCGAGCGGCCGUCACCAUCCAGGCCUGUUGGCGUUCCUACCGUGUGCGCCGGGCGCUCGAGCGCCAGCAGGCUGCCAUCUUCCUGCAGGCCGCCUGGAGGGGCUUCCGGCAGCGCACGGCCUACCGGCGGCAGCGCCACAGCGUGAUCCGCCUGCAGAGCCUCUGCCGCGGCCACCUGCAGCGCAGGAGCUUCCAGCUGAUGGUGGCAGAGAAGCAGAGAGCAGAAGCAGCAGCAAGGGCUGCAGAGGCCACAGUGACAGCCACCCCAGAGGGGCCGGCCCCCAGCGGGGAGCAGGUGGCAGGGCAGGGCGUGGAGCCCCAGCCAGCAGAGGACGGUGGACAACCGCCUGCAUCUGAGCCUGAACUAAAGCCCCAUGACAAGUCCCCGGCCACCACCGGGCCCUGCCGACCGGAGGAGGAGCCCAGCGCCCCCGAGAAGACACCCUCGUCCCACCCCAGCACGGCCCCGGCAGCUGAGGCCCACGAGCGGGUCCCGAGCAGCCGUGAGAAGCGUGAGUCACGCCGGCAGCGAGGCCUGGAGCAUGUGGAGCUGCAGAACAAGCACAGCCAGGCAUGCCGGGAGGAGAGUGCCCUCAGAGAACCUUCCGGAAGGGCUGCCCCAGAGCCCCAGCAGAACCUUGAGGUAGACAGGCAGGAGAAGGCAGAUAAGACCCCCACGGCAACAGGGACGAACACUGAGGCUCCCGAGCGGCCCCCAGAGCCUCCACAGGCCACGGCUGACAACAGGGUUUCUGGGGAUACAGUGAAGGUGCCGCCAGGCGGGAGCCCUAGGCCCGGCCAUGCUGAACGGCCCACCAGCCUGGCCCUGGACAGUCAGCUCUGCUCCCCAACCCCCAAGGACAAGGACAGGCCCAGCGGCAGCCCCCAGGCCCACAGCAAGCCCGAGAGCCCCGGGGGCUCCAGCCAGAUCCAGCGGUACCGGGACCCAGACACCGAGCGGCUGGCCAAUGCCGUGGAGUUGUGGCGGGGCAAGAAGCUGGUGCCCGCCAGCCCCAGCAGCAUGCUGAGCCAGUCGCUGGACCUGAGCGAGCGGCAGCGCCCUGUGGGAGCCGUCCUCACACCCGCAGAGGAGAAGCACAUGUCCUCGUCCACCAGUGACGUGUCCGGGCUGUCCAAGACGCAGCCCCUGGCGGACAGCGCCGACGGCGGCGAGCUGAGCACCAGGAAGCCACCUGUGCACAAGAAGAAAUCAGGAGAUGCGUCCUCUGUCGCAGAUGCAGGGCUGUCCCCCGGGGCCCAGGCCGACUCCAAAUCCACGUUUAAGCGACUCUUCCUGCAUAAAACCAAGGAUAAGAAGUACAGCCUGGAGGGCAUGGAGGAGGCGGCAGAGCCCACGGUGCCCGGGCUCAGCCCACCAGAUGCCACCUCCACCAAGAAGAGCCUAGAAGCCCCCUCGGGCCAGCAGCACCGCCAGCACGCCAAGGAGCCUGGGGGUAAAGGGAAGAAGAACCGGAACCUCAAGGUGGGCAAAAUCACCGUGUCCGAGAAGUGGCGCGAGUCAGUGUUCCGCAAGAUCACCAAUGCCAACGAACUCAAGUACCUGGACGAGUUCCUGCUCAACAAGAUAAAUGAUCUGCGUUCCCAGAAGACUCCCAUUGAGAGCUUGUUUAUCGAAGCCACCGAGAAGUUCCGGAGCAACAUUAAGACCAUGUACUCCGUCCCCAACGGGAAGAUACACGUGGGCUACAAGGACCUGAUGGAGAACUAUCAGAUCGUCGUGGGCAACCUGGCCGCCGAGCGGGGCCACACGGACACCAACCUGGUCCUCAACCUCUUCCAGUCGCUGCUGGACGAGUUCACGCGCGGCUACACCACCAAGAACGACCUGGAGCCCGCCAAGCAGAGCAAAGCGCAGAAGAAGAAGCGAAAACAGGAGCGUGCUGUGCAGGAGCACAAUGGGCACGUGUUCGCCAGCUACCAGGUGAGCAUCCCGCAGUCCUGCGAGCAGUGCCUCUCCUACAUCUGGCUCAUGGACAAGGCCCUGCUGUGCAGUGUGUGCAAGAUGACCUGUCACAAGAAGUGUGUGCACAAGGUUCAGAGCUACUGUUCCUACACGAGCGGGCGCAAGAGUGAGCCAGGCGCCGAGCCAGGCCACUUUGGCGUGUGCGUGGACAGCCUGACGAGCGACAAGGUGUCGGUGCCCGUGGUGCUGGAGAAGCUCCUGGAGCACGUGGAGAUGCACGGGCUCUACACCGAGGGCCUGUACCGCAAGUCGGGCGCUGCCAACCGCACGCGGGAGCUGCGCCAGGCAUUGCAGACAGACCCCGCAGCCGUGAACCUGGACAACUUCCCCAUCCACGCCAUCACGGGCGUGCUGAAGCAGUGGCUGCGGGAGCUGCCCGAGCCGCUCAUGACCUUCGCCCAGUACAGCGACUUCCUUCGCGCCGUGGAGCUGCCCCAGAAGCAGGAGCAGCUAGCCGCCAUCUACACCCUGCUGGAGCACCUUCCCGAGGCCAACCACAACUCCCUGGAGAGGCUCAUCUUCCACCUGGUGAAGGUGGCUCUGCUGGAAGACGUGAACCGCAUGUCACCGGGGGCGCUGGCCAUCAUCUUCGCACCCUGCCUCCUGCGCUGCCCAGACACCUCGGACCCGCUGACUAGCAUGAAGGACGUGCUGAAGGUCACCACGUGCGUGGAGAUGCUCAUCAAGGAGCAGAUGCGCAAGUACAAGGUGAAGAUGGAGGAGAUCAGCCAGCUGGAGGCGGCCGAGAGCAUCGCCGUGCGCAGGCUGUCACUGCUGCGGCAGAACGCGAGCAAGAGCCCCAAGGAGCCCGGCAGCCUGGAGGAGCUGGAGGCCCUGCCCGAAGAGGAGGCGGCGGGCGGGGAUGGCGACGAGGACCGCGAGAAGGAGCUGCUGAUGGAGCGCAUCCAGUGCAUCAAGGAGGAAAAGGAGGACAUCACAUACCGGCUGCCUGAGCUGGACCCGCGGGGCUCGGACGAGGAGAACGCAGACUCGGAGACCUCGGCCAGCACCGAGAGCCUCCUGGAGAAGCGGGCCGGGCGCGGGGCCCCCGAAGGGCCCCCCGCGCCUGCGCUCCCCCGCCCCGGGGUGCCCGCCCCGAGCCCCCUUCCCCCGGCGGCCGCCCCCGCCCGCCGAAGGCCGGCCUCCUUCGUCACGGUGCGAGCGAAGACCCCCCGGCGGACCCCCGUCAUGCCCACCGCCAACAUCAAGCUCCCUCCGGGCCUGGCCUCGCACCUGUCCGCCGGCGUGGUCGCCACCGUGCGGCGCCGCGAGCCGCCCGCCCGCCGGCCGGACCUGGUGCACUCGCUGUACGUGGCGCCCGGGGCCCAGCUGCCCGUGCAGGCAGCCCUGGAGGCGCUGCGGGAGCAGCCAGGGCCGGCCACACCGGCCCGGCGCAGGUACUCCGACCCGCCGCUCUACUGCCUGCCACGGCCCGCCUCCCCGGGCCAGGCCCCCGGCUGAGCCCCCGAGGGAGGCACCUGGACAGGCUCCGGGCGCCACUGGAGAAGGUGCACCUGCUCAGGCCCGGCCGGCGCUGCCCAGCGCCUCUUCGUGGUUUACAUAACUGAGCUGUCACAGCCUUGGUGGCAGCUGGACUUGGCGCAUGUUCAAGCCUCGCCACCAAGCGCCUGCAUCCUCGUGCCAGCCAUGGGGGGCAGAGGAGGACGGUACCGUGGCCGCAAAGACCCAAACUCUGUCUCCAAUUGGCGCUCGGCGCCGCCUGGCCGGCACAGGGCAGGACCCGGAGGAAGUGGCCGCUGCGUCCCUGAAGCGCCAGGAGUUAGGUGCAAGGAGGCCACCCCAGGCACUGCCCAUCCCGUGCGACCGACCAUGGGACCAGGGACCCCGGACACAUGGGUGGGGAGAGCGUUGCGGGUGCACGGCAGCCACCUUGGAAGGCCACCCAGCUCACCUCGCGGGCUGGCAGGGAACCAAGGUGUGAAAUAAAACUCGCCUUUCGCGACGCA
Molecule: messenger RNA, 7087 nt
Organism: Ochotona curzoniae (black-lipped pika)
Lineage: Eukaryota; Metazoa; Chordata; Mammalia; Lagomorpha; Ochotonidae
Gene: MYO9B
Product: myosin IXB
Exons: 40
Coding region: 105-6581 (2158 amino acids)
Biological process (GO): intracellular signal transduction
Cellular component (GO): myosin complex
Molecular function (GO): ATP binding; GTPase activator activity; protein binding
Source: RefSeq, a predicted model, not a curated record